Oldenlandia corymbosa var. corymbosa is the source of this 2570-nucleotide messenger RNA. The record is from the annotation of a GenBank genome assembly. Lineage: Eukaryota; Viridiplantae; Streptophyta; Magnoliopsida; Gentianales; Rubiaceae.
CAUAAAUUGUCAGUACACAAACUCAUGUACGUAUUGUCUUGAUCAGAUGGUUACACAACACGUCCCGGAACCACACCAUCUUGCCAUUUUAAGGACUCUAAAUUCUUUUUCUUUCUUUAUUCCUUUGUAUUUUGAACAAGAUUUGAUCACAACCACACUUAUCUUUCCUAUAUAUUACUUUUCGCACCAAAUUCUUAUGCUUUCAGGAUAUUAUCAAAUCUUUUAUGUUCAGCAUGAUAUACCCAACCUACCCACAUCAGGCCACCAUUGUCUCUACUUCCGUAAUUAUUAAUUAUUAGAAAAACAAAAUAAAUAGGGAGAAGAAUCAGAAUCUAUGGCGGCAGACACCCAUGCUAUAUCAUGCAUAGUUGGAUUCAUGGAUCAACUGUGGUUUCAACAAAUCAUAUUUUUCCCAAUAAACCUCCAACAAGAAUCAUCAUCAUCUUCGUCCAUGGCUGCCUCAAUUUCAGAAGAAGAACAACUUUUAUCAAACACUUCAUCAGCACACACCUCUGAUACCCAACUGACUUCAGAGGAAAACUCAUCACUGAUUAGUUCGAUUCAGGAUGAUGACGAGUGCAAUCAGUACGACAGUGAUGAUGAGAAGGAAGAGGAAGAGACGCAACCGAAAAGAACAUUAAAUCGCUCCGGCAGCGGAAACGUCGGUUGCCGCCACUCAUCGAAUUCACCGUCCGGCGGUCGGAAACGGAGAUCGGACAUGUACCCUGUUUCGCGAAGGAGAUUAAGCAAAACCAUGAGUUGCAAAAGCCUGUGCGAGCUUGAGCUUGAAGAAGUAAAGGGAUUCAUGGAUUUGGGUUUCACUUUUGAUAAACAACACUUGGAUAAGCGGAUGAUGAGCGUGCUUCCCGGAUUGCAAAGACUGGAUUUAGGCGACCCUGAAACUCGUAACAGCAGCCAUGAAAUUGAAGAGGAAGAAGUUCUUAACGAAGAAGAAGACGAGGAAGUAAAUAAACGGGGAAAUAGAGUAAUCAAGCGGCCAUAUCUAUCGGAAGCGUGGCUGGUAAAAAGGCCGGAUUCGCCAUUGCUGAAUCUGAGGGUUCCGAGGGAAUCAACGGCGGAUGAUAUGAAGAAACACCUCAAGUACUGGGCUAAAACCGUCGCUUCAGCUAUUCAACUUGAAUGUUGAGUUAAUUUUGUUGAAUCCGGCCGGCCGUUUCUUUUCACUACUACUAGUUUACUACUCAGUAAAAGCUUAGCAGUACAUAUAUGUGUAUACACGAUGAAUAAAACAACCGGAGUUUUAUGGCGCCGACAAUUUGCAACUGUAGAAAUGAGAGUUUGGCGUGCUGAAAUGAGGACGAGAAAAUCAAAGAGGUAAUAAGAAAGUGUGGUGAUUAUUUGUGCAUGAACAAGUGUUCGUUUUUUUUUUUUUUUGGUUGUUCCCUGGAUGUUUUGAAGAUUGACUACCCAGGGUCGUCAAUGGAGAAAAAAUGUACUCCGUUCGUCCCAAAAUUAUUGUCCAGAUUGCAUUUUCAUUUUUAGUUCAAAUUGUACUAUAAUUGAAAAUACAAACUGGACAAUAAUUUUUAGACAGAAGAAGUACAUUUUUCAAUCAUUCUAGUAUCAAAUUAGUCGAUCGGUGCCUUAAUUAGUUUCAAACAGUGUAAAGGAUUUGUCUAGGAGUAUCUUAGAAGGUCAAUACAAGAACUUUUUUUUGUGUAAACUGAAGUUUUAUAUACGGCAUAUAUACAACUUCACUUCAGUUGUGAGAACUCUUUACAUGUUCAUAUUCUCUACUGUUAAUAGUAUCAAAAGUAUUGCAUAAAGGCAUCAUCGAAAUAACAUUUUGUAGUAUAAGAAGAGGAACGUGAUUGAGAGAUGAGAAGGGGCAGGCGUCUGGUUAGUGUUCACACGAAUUUGAGUUUGGUAGCCACUAGUCAGGCGCGGGGAGAGGACAGGCACUCCAAACUCAUUCUUGAGGGUUGGCCUUCAUCAGAUACGCUUGCAAAGGAAGGCCCUAAACGAAAAUGGGGAAACCUUUUGGACUCGACACAGUCCCUAUCACUAUAUUUUAAGUUUGAUAAUAAGAGUAACAAACUUUUAGAUAUUAAACGGAGAUGAAUCUUUUGGACUCCCUCGUUCCAAUUUUGCACUAUUAAUUUUGCAGCCUGUUUUUCCUUGGGGCACCAACAUCAUGCAUGCUUUAGUGUAUUGAUAGUAGUACACCCAUGCAUUAGUGGUGUUGAAUGAAGCUAAGAUUACCAUUGGUUUGGUGCUGGACACCAUCGGAAAAUCGAAGCCUACCGGAGCUUCAGGCGCAGAUUGACAAUCUGGAGAACCAACCAAGUGGGCUGAGAGAGAAGGAACUGACCCUGGGUAACCUUGGAAAAACUGAAACCUGAGUAGGAAGUGAGGAGCCUAAAACCUGAAUUUGGCAUUUUGGCAAACGCACAACAAGAGAAUCUCCUGUUGAAAGUUUGAAACUGAAACUAAAAGCCGUUGAAUCAGAAGUAAAAACUAAUGUAGAAGUCCAAGGGAUGGGAUAGUGGGAAUAUCUGAAAGGAAACAUGCAGAUAUGGAAGAGAUCAUGCAGUCUGCAAAAAUCCUGG